This is a messenger RNA of Polychytrium aggregatum, 1770 nucleotides long. RefSeq names its product tryptophan synthase beta subunit-like PLP-dependent enzyme. The record is from RefSeq and is a predicted model, not a curated record. Gene Ontology annotation, cellular component: cytoplasm. Lineage: Eukaryota; Fungi; Chytridiomycota; Chytridiomycetes; Polychytriales. Gene Ontology annotation, molecular function: cysteine synthase activity; cystathionine beta-synthase activity. The transcript is spliced from 8 exons. Bases 71 to 1570 code for a protein of 499 amino acids.
GUCAACCAUCUCCAUCUGCCUCCAUCUGCCUCCAUCUGCCUGCCUGCUUGAUUCCUCCAACGAACGCACCAUGGCCCACGUCCCUGAGCACGACCGUAUUUUGGAUACCAUCCUCGAGCACGUCGGCGGAACCCCGUGCGUCCGUCUCAACCGCAUCCCUCAGUCGCUCGGCAUCGAGUGUGAAGUUGUCGUCAAGUGCGAGUUCUUCAAUGCUGGUGGAUCCGUCAAGGACAGAAUUGCCAAGCGCAUGAUCGAGGCUGCCGAGCAGGACGGCCGCCUCAAGCCUGGCUACACUGUCAUCGAGCCCACUUCCGGCAACACCGGCAUCGGUCUCGCUCUGGCCGCCGCUGUCAAGGGCUACCGAGCCAUCAUCACUCUCCCCGAGAAAAUGAGCAAGGAGAAGGUUGAUGUCCUCAAGGCCCUUGGCGCCGAGAUCAUUCGAACUCCCACCGAGGCUGCUUGGGACUCCCCCGACUCCCAUAUUGGUGUCGCCAGACGCCUGAACAAGGAGAUCCCCAACUCCCUCAUUCCCGACCAGUACUCCAACGUCAACAACCCGCUUGCCCACUACGAAGGCACUGCCGAAGAGAUCCUGAGACAGUGCGGUGGCAAGAUCGACAUGCUCGUCGCUGGUGCCGGAACUGGCGGAACCAUUGCUGGUAUUGCCAAGAAGCUGAAGGAGAAGGUCCCCGGCAUCAAGGUCGUCGGCGUUGAUCCCAACGGCUCGAUCCUCGCCCUGCCUGCCGAGCUUAACAAGGAGGGCAUCCACAGCUACGCCGUCGAGGGCAUCGGAUACGACUUUGUUCCCGAGGUGCUCAACCGCCAGUACAUUGACGAAUGGGUCAAGACCGACGACAAGGAGGCCUUCAUCAUGGCCCGCCGCCUGAUUCGCGAGGAGGGCCUGCUGUGCGGUGGCUCUUCCGGCACCGCUCUGGUUGGUGCCCUCAAGGCUUGCAAGCAUCUCAAGAAGGGCCAGCGUGUCGUCGUCAUCCUCCCGGACUCUGUCCGCAACUACAUGACCAAGUUCCUGAGCGACGAGUGGAUGAAGGAGAACGGCUUCACCGAUGCGGCCACCGAGAAGGCCGAAGCGGACAAGAAGCUGCAGUGGGGCGGUGCCAAGAUCAAGGACCUCGGUCUCCAGAAGGCCAUCACCGUCCCCGAAUCGACCACCAACAAGCAGGCGGUCGACAUCAUGCAAUCCAACGGCUUCGACCAGCUCCCUGUCGUCUCCUCUUCCAACAGCAAGAAGCUCGUUGGCCUGGUGACUCUUGGAAACGUCCUGGCCAAGAUCGCCUCCGGCCGCAGCUCGCUCGACUCGUCUGUUUCCGAGACGCUCUUCUCCUUUUUCAACCAGAGCGGCGCUAGCAGCAGCAGCAAGUCUCACAAGUAUAUCGAGAUCACCCCGGAGACUCCGCUGGAGUCCCUGUCGCACUUCUUCGAGAAGCACUCCUCGGCCGUCGUCACUGAGCAGACCGGUGCCAGCGGCGACUUUGAGGUCCGACACGUUGUGACCAAGGUCGACCUGCUUGCCUAUUUGGUCAAGCAUCCCUCGCUCAGCACGGCUCAGUAAGCCUCCUUUCCCACGACGGCCAGCAUGGCUCCAGUUUGUACUUUUCCUAGCAUUUGUGUUUGCGCCCUCUUGUGCGGAUUUUCAAUACAGCUCCAAGAAAAAACGGGACGCCCUGUUUGUUUGAGAUAUCAUCGCAUACAUUUGAGUGACAGACCGUCGCCGAUACGCACGACCGUGAUUGUCAAAAUAUUGGACUUGGC